Molecule: messenger RNA, 243 nt
Organism: Pipistrellus nathusii (Nathusius's pipistrelle)
Lineage: Eukaryota; Metazoa; Chordata; Mammalia; Chiroptera; Vespertilionidae
Source: the annotation of a GenBank genome assembly
AUGGCAGCAGUGGCGGCUGCAUCGGCUGAACUUCUCAUCAUUGGCUGGUACAUUUUCCGAGUACUGCUGCAGGUGUUCCUGGAAUGCUGCAUUUACUGGGUAGGAUUCCCUUUUCGAAAUUCUCCAGGGACGCAGCCUAUUGCAAGAAGUGAGGUGUUCAGGUACUCCCUGCAGAAGGUGGCGUACACCGUGUCCAGGACCGGGCGGCACGUGCUGGGAGAGCGCCGCCGAGCCCCCAACUAA